Aspergillus puulaauensis is the source of this 534-nucleotide messenger RNA. RefSeq lists its product as uncharacterized. NCBI's taxonomy places the organism in Eukaryota, Fungi, Ascomycota, Eurotiomycetes, Eurotiales, Aspergillaceae. The transcript has a single exon. The record is from RefSeq and is a predicted model, not a curated record. The coding region runs from base 1 to 534 and encodes 177 amino acids.
AUGUACUCGUUUCAAAGCUCCAAGAUUUUCAUCAUCUUUCUAUCCCUCGUUUCUCUAUUCCCCUCUUUCGCUCUGUCCUCCUAUUCCCCUCAGUUGGAAAUUCUGUAUUGGCCUGUCUCCAGCCGCGAACCCUCGGUACUUGCGCAUAUCUCCUAUGAUCCCGCAUCGCUUAAGUCGGACCUAAUCAACUAUUCCCCUCCUGCCAACCUGUCACAGAAUCCAGUCCGCGUAGGCUUCUAUGCUACGACACCCACAAAUCAGAAGCACUGGGUAGGCACAAUCGCGGCUUCAUCCUCGCUGAGGGGCGGCGAUAUUCAAAAACCACGCCUCCGCCUACAUAUUAAUCCUUCCAACGAAAUCUAUCAUGUCUCUUUGAGCUCUGCAACCGCAUCUAUAUCCUCAGCCGACAAUCUCCUACUUGAACUUGUGACGGAUGAAUCUGGGCCCCGUCCACAUCUCAACCGUCCCAUUGUUGUUGGUCCAGAUGGUAAGAAACCGCAGGAAGAACCCGAGAAGACUUUGUUUCAAAAGUGA